AUGGGUUUCCUUGUGAUUAUGAAUAACUUCAAUAUGGAGCGGUUUUUUCUUGCUGCCAGUAGUUAUGGUUUUGCAUUAGCCUGUUAUGAAGAAGCAUUGGAAUGGGCACAAGAACGAAAAACCUUUGGUAAACGUUUAGUUGAUCAUCAAGUGGUUCGGCAUAAAUUAGUCGAUAUGGCGACUCGCUUAACCACAACACUUGCUUUGUUGGAGGAUACUGCUUAUCGCUUAGGGAAGCCUGAAAUGCAGGGCAAUGAGUUGAUUGCGCAAAUCUGUAUGCUUAAAAAUGUGGCCACUCAAACUAUGCAGUUUUGUGCCGAUGCAGCUGUACAAACUUUAGGGGGCAUGGGCUUUAUGCGAGGCACCAAGUCUGAACGGAUUUACCGUGAUGUUAAAGUCAAUAUGAUUGGUGGUGGGGCGGAAGAAAUUAUGAAAGACCUCGCGAGUCGUCAAUUGGGCUAUUAG
Messenger RNA from Oppiella nova, 465 nucleotides. The record is from the annotation of a GenBank genome assembly. NCBI's taxonomy places the organism in Eukaryota, Metazoa, Arthropoda, Arachnida, Sarcoptiformes, Oppiidae.